This is a messenger RNA of Sinocyclocheilus grahami, 477 nucleotides long. Its product is annotated as iron-sulfur protein NUBPL-like. Gene Ontology annotation, cellular component: mitochondrion. The record is from RefSeq and is a predicted model, not a curated record. Gene Ontology annotation, molecular function: 4 iron, 4 sulfur cluster binding; ATP binding. Bases 18 to 470 code for a protein of 150 amino acids. Gene Ontology annotation, biological process: iron-sulfur cluster assembly; mitochondrial respiratory chain complex I assembly. The transcript has 5 exons. Lineage: Eukaryota; Metazoa; Chordata; Actinopteri; Cypriniformes; Cyprinidae.
UCUGGAAGCUUUAUAAGAUGAUUAAAUUACUCGACAGCUACAAACGGCUUUUGCAAAUAUAUACAUUGUCCUCAAAUAUUAUUAUAGGCACACCACGUUUGCCUAGCAGAUUUGGACCUUCACAUCAAAAUCGACAUGAAAUCCGCUUCAAGACUUCAGGUGCUGGUGAACGAGCUCUGCAGGAGAGACAGAGGCAGCACAUGGCACGAGGUUUGCCCAAACAGAAGCCCAUAGCUGGAGUCAAAGAGGUCAUUGUUGUUGCAUCGGGGAAAGGAGGGGUGGGAAAGUCCACAACAGCAGUGAAUCUUGCUCUUGGACUUAUGGCUAAUGAUCAGAGUAAAUCGGUGGGUCUUCUAGAUGCUGAUGUCUAUGGCCCCUCCAUUCCAAAGUUAAUGAACCUAAAAGGAAACCCUGAAUUAACAGACAAGAACUUAAUGAGACCACUUGUGAAUUUUGGAAUUCCUUGGUAAGUGCAUG